GGCAAUCCCUGCUUUUAUUUUUCUUUCCAGACGGCCUCAGUUGAGCACAAAAACAAACUUGAACCAGGCGAGCUUUGGGUCAACACUUGCGCUGAGGUCCUCGUCUGAAGUGGAGCAACUGAAGGCGUGUUACUGACGAGAUUUGCUCUGUUUUAUUCCUCCAUUGUUGAGAAAAAGGGAAGGGCUCUGCCAAGAAAAAAAAAAAAAAAAAAGCAUUUGGAAAUUAAGUUAUGCGUCAGUGAGUGCGCACUUUACGCACAGGGCGCACCAUGAAACUUUGAGAUGCGGGAUCAGCUCGCCUGUUUUGUUGUGCAUGUGUUCGCCUUCAUUUCCUUUGUUGGUGUCAGCUCUUCUGGACUCGCUGUGAUCAUGUGUCGUGGCUAAAAACUUUGAAGCAAAACCUGUGGAGGUCAGCCUGAGACAGCAUGGGGGCCAAACAGAGCAGCACGGUGUUUGAUGGCAGAACUCGGGCUUAUUCCAGCUCCGAUCUUCCGUCUGGAAACUCCGGCGCAGGGGACAGGAUUGCGGGCUUCAGGUACACCAACGGACCCGAUGGACCCCGGAUUCGGUACACGGGUGGAGGGCCGACCAGCUCCGGGCUCAGUAUACCGGCCGGCGGCCGAUCAGGGUCACACAAUCAGAGCCUGGAUGGCACAGAUGGUGACGAUGAAGGCCAGCUGCCCCCUGAGGGCCACAGGCUGCUCAUAGGGUCCCUGCCGGCUCACCUGUCCCCCCGCCUGCUGGGAGGUUUUCACUGCCCCGUUUGCUCCAAGUUUAUGGCAUCGGAUGAAAUAGAGAAGCACCUGCUCAUGUGUUUCAGCAAAACGCGCCUCACCUACAACAAGGACAUCCUGUCCAGGGACUCUGGGGAAUGUACCAUCUGUUUAGACGAGCUGGAGCAGGGAGACACUAUUGCCAGGCUGCCCUGUCUCUGUAUCUACCAUAAGGGGUGCAUAGACGAGUGGUUUGAGGUGAAUCGCUCGUGUCCGGAGCAUCCAGCCGACUAGAAGCUUCAGAAGUACAGUUUUCAGCCUACAGGACAUCGCUGUGGUCGACUGUGCACCGUCACCUCAUCCCAACACUGUCUGUUCCAGCCGAGCUUCAGCGCUCCUCAGGGAUUGUAAGAUAUUAUUGUGUGCAGAAUUCUUCAUAUCGCCUCAUGGAACAUCGACGGACUUUGGAUGUGUUCCUCCGGAUUUCAUAGGAUUUUAAAAAGAACCACUGGUGGAGCCACUUUGUCUCCAGAAAAUAUGUGAAUGUUCCUUAUGCCAUCUGCUGGCCUGAAGUGGAUUCAUGCAACCUGGAUUCUGAAGUGUUGCUGAACAGGGUGUGGUUUUGUAGCAGAGGACGUGUGUGGCCAACACGGUGGUAGCCUGACGCCUGUUUUCAGUAGAGACGCUCAGAGACUUAAUCAGAAGGCUGAUGUUGUGCAAUAUGAAAAACAGCCAUACAGAGUAAAAAAAAAAAUGUAUCAGCUUUAAGGGAUGAUUGCAGUGUUGAUGGUAGUCAGGAAGUAGAUCUUAAUUUCAAGGCAAAAUUGGCUGUCAAUAUUUGUUUGUCAAACAAUCAUGUGUCUUAGACCAAAUAGUCUAACAUGAAGUGGUUGGACUUUGUUAAUCACUUUGCCAUUUAGAACCACAGUAAUGUGAUUGUGUAGUUUAGUGGUGGAAUUAAAGUAGGUUAAGACAUAUCUAAUGAUGAUUCAUGUUGUCUCUAAGGAGUGCCAUAAUAUGCUGCUAUGUCAUAGACUGGAAAGUUUUCCUAUAACCUUUGAACCUUUCUUCGUUGUUCUUUCUAUUUGUACUGUAAUGAACUGCACAACAAUAAAUGUUUUGUCUUUGUGUCUCUUUCCUGCAUAA
This is a messenger RNA of Stegastes partitus (bicolor damselfish), 1859 nucleotides long. RefSeq names its product E3 ubiquitin-protein ligase ZNRF2-like. Bases 426 to 1007 code for a protein of 193 amino acids. The transcript is spliced from 4 exons. Gene Ontology annotation, molecular function: ubiquitin protein ligase activity. Lineage: Eukaryota; Metazoa; Chordata; Actinopteri; Pomacentridae. The record is from RefSeq and is a predicted model, not a curated record. Gene Ontology annotation, cellular component: membrane; cytoplasm; intracellular membrane-bounded organelle. Gene Ontology annotation, biological process: proteasome-mediated ubiquitin-dependent protein catabolic process; protein K48-linked ubiquitination.